ACUUUCCCAGCGCUGUACUUGGGCACACUGCCGGCAACAUUUUGUUUUAAAACAAUUGUCCACCAAACACCGAAGAAUCGGUCAAUUGCAGUGUACCUAUUGGGUUUAAAGACGUAAAUCUUACACAAACGACUGAGAAUCUCAAUAUGCCGAAGAACGGUAGCGGUGGCAACCGAAAUAAUGCUCCUAGGAAGCGUCAGCCGGCGGCGCAAUUAGAUGAGGAGAACCCCAUCAUUCAGGCCUUUCGGAAUUACUCCGCUGAACUUACCAUGAAGCACGAUCGCCACGAGCGCAUCGUCAAGCUGAGCCGCGACAUCACCAUCGAGUCCAAGCGUAUCAUAUUCCUGCUGCACUCUAUCGACUCGCGCAAGCAGAACAAGGAGAAGGUCCUGGAGGAGGCACGCCAGCGCCUGGCAAAACUGAUUGAGGUAAACUUUCGGGCCGUCGCCCUGGAGCUGCGCGACCAGGAUGUAUAUCAGUUUCGCGGCGCCUACUCGCCCGGGCUGCAGGAGUUCAUCGAGGCCUACACCUACAUGGAGUAUCUGUGCAGCGAAGAUGGAGCAAAGGAGAACAAGAGCGUUUCUGACUGGCAAGCGCUGCAGGCGGUUAUGCAGUAUGUGGAGGAAGCCGGCAAAGCCAAGGGCGAGGACACCAGCGUAACCGAAGUGGAAGCUGUGGCUGAGCCGGUGGUGGAGGAGGUGCCCAAGAAGUUUCAGUUCUUCGUAGACCCAACGGAAUAUGUAUUGGGACUGUCCGAUCUGACCGGGGAGCUAAUGCGCCGGUGCAUAAACUCAUUGGGCAGCGGCGACACUGACACAUGCUUGGAGACCUGCAAGACCCUGCAGCACUUCUAUACAGGGUACAUUAGUCUCCACUGCCCGAGAGCCCGCGAAUUGUGGCGCAAGAUCACCACCAUGCGCCAGAGCGUUCUCAAGGCGGAGAACGUCUGCUACAAUGUGAAGGUGCGUGGAGGCGAAGCUGCCAAAUGGGGAGCUACCUUUGACCAAAAGCCAGCCGAGGAGGUGGACGAGGGUUUCUACUAAUAAAAUACGCUGUAAAACUAGCGUACAACAAAGGAAAAUAUAUUGAAGUAACUUGAUACUCGGAA
Molecule: messenger RNA, 1108 nt
Organism: Drosophila kikkawai
Lineage: Eukaryota; Metazoa; Arthropoda; Insecta; Diptera; Drosophilidae
Gene: Trax
Product: Translin associated factor X
Cellular component (GO): cytoplasm; nucleus
Molecular function (GO): RNA endonuclease activity; sequence-specific DNA binding; RNA binding
Source: RefSeq, a predicted model, not a curated record